Molecule: messenger RNA, 915 nt
Organism: Musca vetustissima
Lineage: Eukaryota; Metazoa; Arthropoda; Insecta; Diptera; Muscidae
Gene: CrebB
Product: cyclic AMP response element-binding protein B
Exons: 5
Coding region: 26-904 (292 amino acids)
Biological process (GO): regulation of transcription by RNA polymerase II
Cellular component (GO): transcription regulator complex; nucleus
Molecular function (GO): DNA-binding transcription factor activity, RNA polymerase II-specific; protein binding; RNA polymerase II cis-regulatory region sequence-specific DNA binding
Source: RefSeq, a predicted model, not a curated record
ACCUGCCACGGUACAAACGACACAAAUGAAUCUAUCCAACUCAAAUAGUGUACAACAGCAACAACAACAUCAACAACAGCCACCACCUCCUAGCCAACAAACAUCAGCGGUCCCCGUACCGAUAUCGGUGGCAGCCGCAGCUGCUGCGGCCCUAGCAGCUGGUUCUGUUUUAACCCCUAAUCCUCCUGUUGUACAAUAUUUAUCAAAUCCCCAUGGUUUGCCCGUUCAGUCUGUAAUACAAGCGGCCAAUCAAUCGUCAGUUAUACAAACAGCGGCCGGCAACAAUUCCCAGACACAUGUUGCCAUACCCAAGGGUACUGUUCUAUAUAAAAAUAAUGCCACAGUUAUACAUACAACAUCAGGCAAUGCUGUCCAACUUCCUCCAAAUUUCCCCUGCAAGAUAAAAACCGAACAGAAUACCCACCACCUUGAUACAAAUAGUGAGGAUAGUUAUACCGAUGAGGAUUCACCACGUGGCCGAAGAGAACUAACACGAAGACCAUCGUAUAAUAAAAUCUAUUCGGAAAUAAGUGGACCCGAUAUAACAGGUGGACCAAAUUUACAAAUGUCAGAUAAUGUUGGUAUACCCGCCUUAGCACCUGGUUCGGCUGGAUCCGGAACUGGUCCCUUAAUACAUUUACCUCCCGAAAAUUCGUCAACAUUUUAUUUAUCCAAUAGGCUACCUUAUAAUCCCAAUAACAAUGUCAUUGCCGAAGAUCAAACGCGAAAGCGUGAAAUUCGCCUACAAAAGAACCGAGAAGCCGCGCGUGAAUGUCGUCGGAAAAAGAAGGAGUAUAUCAAGUGCCUGGAAAAUCGUGUGGCGGUGCUGGAAAACCAAAACAAGGCUCUAAUCGAAGAGCUGAAAUCGCUCAAGGAGCUAUAUUGUCAGACCAAAACAGAUUGAGACAGACCCCC